CUUGACUGUGAUUUUUGGCACACAGUGUCACAUACCAAAUUCCCAAAAUAAAAUGCUACAUGAUAGUCUGAGAGUUCUUAGGAAGCUUUAAAAAGGGAUUUGUCUGCUGAGUGGGUACCUCUUCUGGUGAAGCCAAAUGAUGCAGCAGCAAUGGUUUAAAAGGAGAAAACUUUAGUCAGCAGAUAAUUAGUCUUUUUAAAUAAGUGCAAGGAGAAAAAAAGAAAACCUUCCAUCAGACUUGUGUUUGUAGAAGUUGUCAGCAAUCCUGCUUUGAUUGGAAAGGGUUUGCAGCUCUUUGAAUAGUUAAAACAUCUGUUCAGUGACAUUGUGAAAUGCUCGUGUUCAGAACCCCUGAUAAGGGGGACUGCUGAGUGAUUGGCUCAUAGAGGCUCUACAGGCAGCAAGGGCUGCACGAACUGUGGCCACCGCUUGCCUUUCCUCCUCCUGGGCAGAGGAAAACGUAGGAGACAGCUACUAUUUUACAUGUGAUUUUGCUUUGAGAGGGAGAGAGCAGGAAGUGCCUAGGAAAUGGUUCAUGACAGAAACCUGGAGUUUUAAAUAGGAGAGAGGAGGAGGAGGAGAGCUCAUGGGCACAGUUUGUGAACAGUUGAAACACUGACACGACAGCAGCAGGGGAAAACCAUAUUUCUGCGAGAGCAAGCACGUCCCAAGCUAUCCCGAUGGAAGGAGAGACAGUCCCCGAGGCCAGGGGAGCAGCCAGCAAAGCCACUCGGAUCGCCCUCGGUGUCUUUGUGAGUGGCACUGUUGUUCUUGGCACCGCGCUUUUCUUGGUUAGCCAAGGUCUUAUAAAGUUUCAUCCGAAGCAACAGUACUGUUUGACUGCAGAAUGCAUUGAAGCUGCUGCUGGCAUCCUGAGCAAGAUAAAUCAAUCCAUAGAUCCGUGUGAGAACUUCUAUCGAUUUGCAUGUGAUGGCUGGAUAUAUCAAAACCCUAUUCCUGAAGAUAUGUCCAACUAUGGUGUUUAUCCCUGGCUGCGACACAAUGUGGACCUCAAACUAAAGGCCUUGCUAGAGAAACCCAUCAGCAAAAGACGAGACAGUGAAGCUGUACAGAAGGCCAAGAUCCUUUACGCAUCCUGCAUGAAUGAGAAUAAAAUUGAAAAAGCUGAUGUGAAACCUCUGUUAAGUAUACUGAAGCAUUCACCUUUCCGUUGGCCUGUGUUGGAAUCCAAUAUUGGACCUGAAGGGCUGUGGUCAGAAAGGAGGUUCAGCUUAGUCCAAGCCUUGGCAACUCUUCGUGGCCAAUACAGUAGCUCUGUCUUCAUCCGUUUGUACGUGGCUGCUGAUGACAAAAUCUCCAAUCGCUAUAUCCUGAAGCUUGACCAAGCAAGUCUCUCUCUGGCAUCUCGAGAGGAUUACCUAGAAAAUACCACAGAAGCCAAAUCUUACCGAGAUGCCUUUUUGCAGUUCAUGGUUGAUACAGCAGUGCUUCUGGGUGCAAACGCCUCCCGAGCUGAAUCGGAUAUGAAAUCAGUUCUAAGACUGGAAGUUAAAAUAGCAGAGAUCAUGAUUCCCUAUGAAAAUCGAACAAGUGAGGUGAUGUACAAUAAAAUGAACAUAUCGGAGCUUAGUGCCAUGAUUCCACAGUUUGACUGGCUGGGAUACAUCAAGAAGGUGAUUGACACCAAACUCUAUCCUGAGCUUAAAGAUAUAGGUCCUUCAGAAAAUGUGAUUGUCCGUGUUCCCCAGUACUUCAAAGAUUUAUUCAGGAUACUAGAAAAUGAAAGGAAAAAGACUCUUGCCAACUACCUUGUGUGGAGGAUGGUUUAUUCAAGGUUAUUCAACCUCAGUAGACGUUUUCAGUAUCGGUGGCUGGAAUUUUCUCGGGUGAUCCAUGGGACUACAACUUUGCUGCCUCAGUGGGAUAAAUGUGUGGACCUUGUAGAAAAUGCCCUCCCCUACGUUGUGGGUAAGAUGUUUGUGAAAGCCCAUUUUCAAGAAGACAAGAAAGAGAUGAUGGAGGAGUUGAUUGAAGGAAUUCGCUGGGCUUUUAUUGACAUGCUAGAAAAGGAAAAUGACUGGAUGGACUCUGAAACAAAAAGAAAAGCUCAUGAGAAGGCAAAAGCAGUUAUGGCGAAAGUUGGUUACCCUCAGUUUAUAAUGAAUGACACAUAUAUUAAUGAAGACAUCAAAACUCUGAAGUUUACAGAAAGUGAUUAUUUUGGCAAUGUAUUGCAAACUCGCAAAUACGCAGCCCAAUCUGAUUUCUACUGGCUUAGAAAAGAAGUUCCAAAAACAGAGUGGUUUACAAGCCCGACUACUGUAAAUGCUUUCUAUAGUGCAUCUACCAACCAGAUCAGAUUCCCAGCAGGAGAACUUCAAAAGCCUUUCUUUUGGGGAACAGAGUAUCCUAGGUCAUUAAGUUAUGGUGCCAUAGGAGUGAUUGUCGGCCAUGAGUUUACUCAUGGAUUUGAUAGCAAUGGUCGGAAAUAUGACAAAAAUGGAAAUUUAGACCCUUGGUGGACAACUGACUCUGAAGAAAAAUUUAAGGAGAAAACAAAAUGCAUGAUUAAUCAGUACAACAAUUACUACUGGAAGCAAGCUGGCUUACAUGUGAAAGGGAAGAGGACUUUGGCAGAAAACAUUGCAGACAAUGGAGGUCUGCGAGAAGCUUUCAGGGCAUACAGGAAAUGGAUUACAGAAAAGAGGGGAGGAGAAGAAGAGCCUUUACUGCCAGGCCUUGAGUUCACACACAACCAGCUUUUCUUUCUCAGUUAUGCCCAUGUAAGAUGCAACUCCUUUAGACCAGAAUCGGCGAGGGAGCAAAUAUAUACUGGAGCUCACAGCCCUCCUCAGUUCAGAGUAAUCGGAGCCAUGAGCAACUUUGAAGAGUUCCGUAAAGCUUUCCAUUGCCCGGCGAACACGACGAUGAACCGCGGGGCAGAGUCCUGCCGGCUCUGGUAGCUGUCCCUUGCAGCUCUUCUCUUGGGAGGAGUCUGCAAUGUGAACUGCUCAAGCCCAUUGCUACAGUGUCAGAGUAACAGUCUGGAAUCUGGAGAGGUGUUACUUCAAAUGCAUCUUUGUGAUCCAUGCUGAUAUCUGUAUGGAUCUAAUCACUCCCUAUGUAGAGACUAGGAACAUUCCAAACAGAAGAGCUUUUCUUUAAGGAUAAUAAUAAAAAGUAACUCCUUUUAACCAUAAAACUACUCCGGUUCAUCUGCAGUUGCAUUGCUGUUGAUGGAUAACUGCCAUUAUCAAUUCUAAUUCCUGAUUUAUAGUUGAGCUAGAGGUAAAUGCUAAAAUCCAGUUUUAAUCUAUUGCUCUGCAGGGGUUCUAUGCAGAAUGUUCCCACACAAAAUUUAUUCUUUCUGGAUGAAGAAAUUCAUGAGCCCUGCUAUAAAGCCAGCUCUGAUCUGCUGUGUGAUACUGCAUUUUCAUAACUUAAGCUGUCACAGCCCAGCAUGCCAUAAAUGAUGUGGCAUGAUGUAAAGACACAAGACUUUAUAUAAAUUCAGUUUAAUAUGUCAGAUUAGUGCCUCUGGUUUUGGAACAGUUUCAAGCUGAGAAAGUAUCUCAUGGUAUCCAUCUGUAGGACUAAAACAUAAAGGAUACUUGUCAGAUUGUGGCCUCUUCUAAUUUUAGAACAUCUUAUGAUAUGGUGAAUGGUGAAAUGUAUGUAUGGUGAAAAUCAGAGGCUCUCAGAGGGGAUUCCCAGCACCACUAUUCUCAUAAAUAUUGCAGCAUUUAUUCCGGUUUACACUGUAGGCAGUUUUUUCCCAGGGGAUGGUUUUUACCUUGGGCUGAAGAUAGCUUCAUCUGCAUUUAUUUUUUUUAAGCCAGAAAUACUAUACCAGAUUUAAAUGAUGGAUUUUAUAGUGUCUGGGUCUUACAGGGUAUUGCAAGUAGUGUGCAUGUUUGCCCUCAUGUUCUGGAUGGGGCAGAAUGAUUUGUGAUUUUAAGGAAAGAGUAUGUGACAGAAAAACAGAGUACCAGCAUCAUUUGACUUGUCUGGAUAAAAAGAGCAAUUUAGGAGUAGAGGACUUAAAAACACACUAAAAAUACAGACCAGUUGAGUUUUCAAUUUGAUUUUUAAGAAUAUUAAUGAAAAGUUUUUAUUUCAGCAGAAAGAUUUUAACACAUAACUAUUACUGGGAGAGGUCAGAUGGGGAGGUGGGGGAGGAUGCACACACAGCUCUUUUUUUCCUAACAGAAAGGUACCUAUAUAAGUGGCAUAUAUUUAUACCUUGUGCAUUAUUUCAUUUUUACACGGUGUAAUUAUUUCAAAAGGAGUUUCUUUAGACUGAUUUAAUUCCCGCAAAUCAAUAUUGGUCUCUGUGUGUAUAUACUUUUAU
Messenger RNA from Corvus hawaiiensis (hawaiian crow), 4312 nucleotides. It is a transcript of the gene PHEX, whose product is annotated as phosphate regulating endopeptidase homolog X-linked. Gene Ontology annotation, biological process: protein processing. The transcript is spliced from 22 exons. Lineage: Eukaryota; Metazoa; Chordata; Aves; Passeriformes; Corvidae. The record is from RefSeq and is a predicted model, not a curated record. Gene Ontology annotation, cellular component: plasma membrane. The coding region runs from base 681 to 2924 and encodes 747 amino acids. Gene Ontology annotation, molecular function: metalloendopeptidase activity.